AUGGCAAUUUACAGCCAGAUGUUAUUGAUCUUCUGGAUAAUGUGGUUAUUUAUGUCGCCGUUUGCUUUGGCGAAUUGGGACGAAGCCACGGGCCACAUAAGAGAUUACAAACCUUCUAAUACCUGGCUCAGCCGCAAUCGUCGUGAGUCCUUAAUUUUGACCUUCCGAUCAAAACCUGAAGUACUGUGCUCCGACUUACCUCCAAUCGUGGACUUUGAAAAGCCAAACUGUGCAGUGGGAACAUUCAAGUAUCGGAAUGUGCAAGAAAUACAAGACUUCACUUUCCUGAUGGUGGUCCAAUUGUUUGCUACUUUCACAGUGCAACAUGCUGAUGACAAUUACCAUGGAUGUCCCUAUGGGAUUUGCUGCGCUUACACCGUUGUCCCAUCCCCUCGGGACUUCGUCGCUGAUUUUACCAACGGGCAUGCCUUCUUCUGGCAUAACUUGGGGGGAAUGGCCGGUCUUGGGACGAAUCCGAUACGGGACCCGCAAACUGGACAACCAGGAUACGAGACCAGCGAUGGUGUUUUUCAUGUCGGGCCGCCGAACUAUAAACUUCGACAAAAUGGACACGAUUCCCAUUACCCGGGCUUUCGUCUCCCCCCAGCAUGGCCCAGUCUCAAAUACCCGGAUUGGAUGAUUAAACAACCUGCGCAUCCCAAAUGUGGUACUCCAAAAGGUCCAAAUCUUGACCCUGGACAGCAGAAGGGUGGCCAAUAUAAACCAGCUCCUGCCACUGCUUACUCGCCGCCACGAAGCCCGAGGUUGCCAGUUUAGUUGAGAGGCCUUCAGCUAACAGCUAACUCAGCCAAUAGAAAAAUUUGACUGUCUUGGUGCUAUUUUUUGCGUCCUUAUUUGACCUUACAGAAGAAUUCAAGCAAAAUAAGAAUGGAAUAUCACAAUAUGUAAUACUAUCACUAGAAACCAAGCAAAGAUCCAAAACACUGUAAUUUAACCAAGGGCG
Molecule: messenger RNA, 964 nt
Organism: Puccinia graminis f. sp. tritici CRL 75-36-700-3
Lineage: Eukaryota; Fungi; Basidiomycota; Pucciniomycetes; Pucciniales; Pucciniaceae
Exons: 5
Coding region: 1-777 (258 amino acids)
Source: RefSeq, a predicted model, not a curated record